This is a messenger RNA of Kwoniella botswanensis, 930 nucleotides long. RefSeq names its product S-methyl-5'-thioadenosine phosphorylase. The record is from RefSeq and is a predicted model, not a curated record. The transcript is spliced from 6 exons. Bases 1 to 930 code for a protein of 309 amino acids. Gene Ontology annotation, biological process: nucleoside metabolic process. NCBI's taxonomy places the organism in Eukaryota, Fungi, Basidiomycota, Tremellomycetes, Tremellales, Cryptococcaceae. Gene Ontology annotation, molecular function: S-methyl-5-thioadenosine phosphorylase activity. Gene Ontology annotation, cellular component: cytosol.
AUGUCGUUCGGUCAAUUGGAAGCUAACGAGAAAGUCCUUGUCGGAUGUAUUGGUGGUUCAGGUUUGUACCACCUUGAUAAUCUGACUGUAGUUAAAAAACUCGACAUCACCACACCUUGGGGUAAACCUUCUUCACCCAUCACCAUCUCCUCACUUCCUUCAGGUGAUCUCAUCGCAUUCAUAUCCCGACACGGUGCUCAUCACACCAUCACUCCAUCCGAGGUACCGGCACGAGCGAACAUAGCAGCAUUGAAGCAUAUCGGAUGUGAGGCCAUCAUCGCUUUCUCAGCUGUCGGUUCAUUAAGGGAAGAAAUCGCUCCUGGACAUUUCAUCAUCCCCGAUCAAAUCAUAGAUAGAACAAAGGGUAUAAGGGAAGAUACCUACUUCAGAGGAGAGGGUGUGGUCGUCCACUCAAUGUUCGGUGAACCGUUUUCAAAGAAAUUGAGCGAAUUCGUCGCUCCGAAAGUACAGAAGAUCUUGAGUGAACAGGAGGGUGAUGUCAAGGUGCAUACCGGGAAGACCGUUGUAUGUAUGGAAGGUCCCGCUUUUUCCACUCGAGCAGAAUCAUUGAUGUACAGACAAUGGGGUGGUGAUAUCAUCAACAUGUCUGUCAUCCCUGAAGCGAAAUUAGCUAGGGAAUGUGAACUUGACUACACCCUUAUCUGUACUUCUACCGAUUUCGACGCCUGGAGAGUCGGUGAAGCUCCCGUGACAGUCGAAGAAGUCAUCAAAACCCUUCACACCAACGCCGGUAACUCUCGAGCAGUCGCUGCAGGCUUAUUACAAGACGUCCAUGAUGUAGUUGCUGAAGGCAAGGUGUUGAACGAGAUCAAAGGAUCGAUGAAAUACGCUUGCAUCACUCGUGUUGAGUCACAACCUGAAGCUGCUCGAAAGAAGUUUGCCUACAUUUUGCCUUACUUCUCCGAUUAG